UUGUGUGUUCAAAGGUCGAGGCUCUCUGCUAUUUCAAGGUUGUUCUCGAGAACUCGUACUUUGCUUUUGUGUUCUGUAUGAUCAACAGUUUCUCGGUAGUAACGCUCAUUGUUCGUAAAAUAUUCAGGGUAAAGAAUCGUAGAGAAAGAGGAUAUGAACAAAGUAAAAUCGAUGGCUAGUCGCCAACAAAACAGACAAAUUAGAUACGGUAUUACAGAACCUAUCUCUUUAGUAGGACCAACGGAGCUUGACGUUAUCAAGACAAAAGCCCUAGAGAACUACUUGCAAGACGCUGGAUUAUACGAAAGCAACGAGGAAGCUCUUAGAAGAGAAGAAGUUCUUGGGAGACUAGACGAGAUUGUCAAAACAUGGAUUAAAAAAAUAAGCCGUGACAAAGGGUUAAGCGAUGAGACGGUUGAACAAGCGAACGCCAAGAUAUUCACCUUCGGUUCUUAUAGGUUAAAAGUACAUGGACCUGGUGCUGAUAUCGACACUCUAUGCGUUGGUCCAAGAUACGCUACAAGAGAGAAUGGUUUCUUUGGAGAGUUACAUAGAAUGCUUUCGGAGUUGCCUGAAGUGACAGAGCUCCACUCUGUGCCUGAUGCUUAUGUUCCUUUAAUGGGUUUCAAACUUAAUGGUGUCUCUAUUGAUCUCCUCUACGCAAAGCUCCCUUUGUGGAUUAUCCCCGAGGACUUGGAUCUAUCGCAAGAUUCUAUUCUACAGAACGCUGAUGAGCAAACUGUUCGAAGCCUCAACGGUUGUAGAGUUACUGACAAGAUCUUUCGUCUGGUUCCUAACAUUCAGAGUUUCAGGACGACGUUGAGAUGCAUUAGGUUUUGGGCUAAGAAGCGUGGUGUAUACUCUAACGUAUCUGGCUUUCUUGGUGGUAUAAACUGGGCGUUGCUUGUAGCUAGGAUCUGUCAGCUUUAUCCUAACGCAUCACCAAACAUGUUGGUGUCUCGGUUCUUUAGAGUCUACACUCAAUGGCGUUGGCCCAAUCCUAUUCUUCUUUGCUCUAUAGAUGAAGACGAAGGAUCAUCAUUAGGUCUUCAAGUUUGGGAUCCUAGAAGAAACCCUAAAGACUUGCUGCACAAGAUGCCUAUCAUUACUCCUGCUUAUCCUUGUAUGAACUCAAGUUACAACGUCUCCGCGAGUACACUGAGGAUUAUGACAGGAGAGUUUCAGAGAGGGAGAGAUGUAUGCGCGGCUAUGGAAGCUGAACAAUGGGAUACUCUUUUUGAGCCGUUUGGGUUCUUUGAAGCGUAUAAGAACUAUCUUCAGAUCAACAUCUCUGCUUCUAACGUGGAGGAUUUGAAAAAGUGGAGAGGAUGGGUUGAGUCACGUUUCAGACAGCUUACGUUGGUGAUUGAGAGACAUACUUACGACAUGCUUCAGUGCCACCCUCAUCCACAUGGCUUCCAAGACGAUUCAAGACCGCUACAGUGUUCUCUAUUCAUGGGUCUGCAACGUAAAGAGGGAGUGGAAGCAGGAGGAGGCGAGCCGUUUGAUAUCAGAAGAACCAUUGAGGAGUUUAAACAAACUGUUUACGGUUAUAUGUUGUGGGUUCAUGGGAUGGAGGUUAGUGUCAGCCAUGUAAUGAGAAGAAGCAUACCGAGCUUUGUGUUUCCUUGUGGAGUUAGACCUUUGGGUAACUUGAAAAGAACGAGGGAUAGCAAAAGCAGUUCAGAGCAAAGAGUUUCUUCUACAGUGAGUUCAUCAUCUACUAUUACUAGUUGUGAAAGAAGAGGUGGGAAGAAGAGAAAGUUGGGAGGUGAUGAGACACUCACCGAUCAGUUAAGGAACUCAAAACGUGUUGCAGUUUCAGUGCAUGUAGAGAAUGGUGAAGACGGGAGCCCAAACUCAUCUGCUGGAUCUAUUUGUUCAGCUCCUAUGAAAGUAGGAGAGAGUCAUCCAGUAGAGAAGAUAGACAUUCCUCAGGAUUCUCAUAGUCAAGAAAGUGAGGAGGUUGAAGACAACUUUGGUUUCAGAAAUCAAGUUUCAAGUAAAGAUGCAUUCUCCAAAGGAGCAGUGGAAGUGGAAGAACUCGAAGAUGUUCCAAUGCAACGGCCCGUGGUGAUGCCCAAAGCUUCAGUGCAACUGCGGAAACCGAUAAUCAAGUUGAACUUCACGUCUCUAAGCAUGACCAAUGCCAAGAAUCUUAGAGCUUGUUGAAAUGGGAGGUGUCAUGUUGAAGACUUUCUUCUUAUGUUUUUGUUUAUGGAAGAAUUUUGUAUAAAAUGGUUUACAUUGAUAGAUGUUGAAAGCAAAUUCUUAAAUACUCUUUAGUUCCAUGUAAAAACUCGUUUGUAUCAGAAUCACAAAGAUAUAUUUGGUAAUAAGAAAAGAAGUUAAAAUCA
Messenger RNA from Brassica rapa (field mustard), 2357 nucleotides. Its product is annotated as nuclear poly(A) polymerase 1. Gene Ontology annotation, cellular component: nucleus. Gene Ontology annotation, biological process: RNA 3'-end processing. Lineage: Eukaryota; Viridiplantae; Streptophyta; Magnoliopsida; Brassicales; Brassicaceae. Gene Ontology annotation, molecular function: poly(A) RNA polymerase activity; RNA binding. The record is from RefSeq and is a predicted model, not a curated record.